Phalacrocorax carbo (great cormorant) is the source of this 5389-nucleotide messenger RNA. Lineage: Eukaryota; Metazoa; Chordata; Aves; Suliformes; Phalacrocoracidae. The record is from RefSeq and is a predicted model, not a curated record.
AGCAUUUUUACUCCGAGGGAGAGGUUUGUUUCAGUACUUGGCACCAAAUACGACUGCAGUGUGGAGAGAAUUGCUGGCAGGAGGUUUGUGUGAAGGAACUCGCCCUCCUACAGGGCACCCCAAAAUACAGAUCACCGUGAGCUCCUCUGGAGGCAGGGGUUCUGGUUCGCGUGUCCGUACGUCCUCCCAUCCCUGCUGGCACUUCCAGCAUCUCGUCACUCCGAGACCUACGGCUGGGUCAGAUCCUGGGGAGUCGUACCUGGUGAAAAAGCAGAAGUUCGACUAGCGUAAGAACAACUGCAGAAACAACGCGUUCAGUUCAGGAAGCUUAGUGACCGGAGGAUGCUCUGCUUAAAUAAUUAGGCUCCUUAUCCCGUCAGCAUGUCUGGUGGGGCAGGCUGGCUGCUUAAGCUAUGAUAAUCUUAAAACUGUCAAAGUCAGAUGCUUGUCUGACGCUACAAGAAUUUAAAGAACUGAACUGUAGAUAAGCGGGCAGCGCAGAAGCAGCCCUGCUCUCCCUGCCCCGCGAGAAGAGCUCCAUGAUUUCGUCUGACGGUAAGGAUAACUUCAUACUGUUAAUAAAAAUAAGACUUGAAAAUGCCAGCGGAUGAUGUAUGUUUAGGUAUAUUUCGAUCCCUUAAGGUUUCUGUGUUUUUUUUUCUACGUGUUUGCUCUUGUCUAAUGACGUCCACGUUACAAUGUUUUAUAUUUUUAGCAUGGAAGGUGUUGAAGCCACAGACAGAAGAGGAAUGUUUAAAAAUGUUAACUCAUAAAAUACAUGGGACAGGGUUUUAAUUCUUUAAAAACCCCUUGUGUAUUCAGAUUUAAGAUUCAAAUUUAUCUGAGUAUAGUUAUUUCCUACUAUUUUUGAGUUUUUAAAAAACGAUAGCCCAGAACAAAAGAGGGGUUGGCCAUGAGUUUCCGGGACUCAUUUGCAUCCUAUUCCCAGUGCAGUUCAGGUUCCUCAUGCUUUUAAGGCACACCUCCUUCCUCACAGGAAUUUGUUCGUCUGCCAGCCUUGAUGCGAAAGCGGGCAGGGCUGCCGUGAAGCAGAUGAGGUCAGAACCCUCGGCGGGGGUUGCUUUCUGGUGUAAGCUGGUGUUCACGACUGACCCUCUUUUAUUCUUGUCCAGUAGCGUUUUCGUUGUCAUCGCUCCUCACCACAAUGUAUUUUUUUUUUCUAAAGAGCAGUUUUGGGAAUUAACCCAUGUGGGAGCCUUUCCCAGAGCACAGUAUUUAUGCAGUGAAAUACAGUGAGAUAUGGUACCAUAAUCUCUCCAUAUUUUCUUCAUCACGGCUUCAGACGCAUUCACAACCCGUCUCCAUCCCUUAAAGCGGCAUUUAAAACCAAGUAAAGCCGUUCUAGGUGACGGACAAUGAGAUGCUCUUUUCCUUUGCACCUUUGUACCGCGCAGCUUUUGGGAAGAGCUGAUUUACAGCGUAAGCUGCAAGGAGGGUCUGUCCGUCUUGCAGGCAGGGGCUGCUGGAGCUGGAGAAAGCUGGGGGAAGGUGGCUUCGCUUACAGAUGUUUUCACGCGUUGUCUUUGUCAGUGCUGACGUGGAUUGUAACUUAGGCUGAGCCCUCUUAGGCUGGGGAGCAGAUGGCCUGGCUCCGCGCAGGCUCCCCACACGUUGCAUGUGUCGCGUGUUAGCAGCAGGACACGUGCGGGAGCCGCAAAGCUGGUUAGGGGCUCUGCCUGCGCUGCAGCCCCGGGUAUUAAAGGCUCCUGGCGGAAGCAGGUGAGUGACAACUCUUACAAUUCUGGUUAGAACAACUGAGUUGGGCUGAGCAAUUGUGCGUGUCGCUCUUCCUUUGCGAUCUAACGGCAGGUUGUUCAUCCUCUGCUAAUGUAAGAAAUGACCUUGAAUGCCAUUUCCCAUGGUAGACCCUUAUUUUUGCAUUAAACUAACAGGCAGCUUUCCUUGAUACCUUUGCCUGCUUAUUUUCUUUUUGUGGAGUGAUUAUCCUCAUUGUCGUAGAAGCCAUUUCUUUUUAAAGGAAAAAAAAAAGACCAGUAAAAGCACUUAGGGAUGUCACACCAAGUAUUUACUGUUUGUGUCCUGAGAAUGGCUGCUGAGAGCUGCUGCUUUGGGAUGAGCAGGCACGGGCUGCAGGUACUAGAGCUUGAUGGAUUACUGACCAUUAGCUCUUGUCGAUUGACAAUAUAUAAAGGAAAUUAUUUUGCACGCUGUUGUCGCUGGGGAACUGGGGAUUCGAGGCUCUGUGCAGCAAGCAGUGGCUUUUUACUAAAUUGAGACAUUUAUACAGAGCUGAUGACGACGGGAUUGCAGUAAUAUUUUCUGUGCCACCAUUCGCAGUUCAUCAGAAAUUUUCCUCUCCCCUGCUAUUUGUGAUCUAAAAAACAUCACCACACUUAAAAUGACUCGAUGGCUCUUAAAAGCUGAUCUGGCCUUAAAAUGGCUCAUUUGAAUCCCCCUAACAGCGAAGCUUGCCUGAUGCACCGGCCUCCUUGUUUAGCUCUCCGAGGGAUGCCCUCGGCUGAGCUCCCGCAGCCUGCUCCGGGUGAUGGCUUAGCAGCAUGCAGCCGGACAGAUGAGCGCCGUGACCACGGGCAGUCUCAGGCCACGCAGGGAGAGGAGACCUGUGAGGGUCCUUGGCUGCCGUUUCUGCCUCUGUAACUAGAAAAAGUGCUUGGUCUGUCCCCAGCUUGGGAAAGGGAGCGUGUGAUGGGCGGUGGAGGGAGAGGGAAAGGCAGGAGGAGGGAUGGAAAGCAGCAGGGCAUGCAUGGAGGUGGAAGGAGAGGAAACACUCAGGAUCUCUGCUAAAUUAAGCUGUAACUUUGCUCAGUCCUGCUGGCUCAAGCUCAGGAUAGCAAAGGUUACUUCAGACAAAUCUUCCAGCUAUCAGUAAUGAAGGUUUUGCAAAUCUGGGCAGUUUUUACUCAGCUGGCAGCAUCUCCAAGGCCUGCAUUUCUUUUACCAGUGUCACUUGAGAUAGCUCAUCUUUCUCUCCUUCCACCCAGCUUCAAAGGUGCCUUUUACAGUUUUGUUUCACCACUUCCUCCGGCAGCAAGAAAUCAGGCAGUGGCAAUGAGCUACCUGGAUGAAGUUCCGUUCCGGAUGGCCAGGAGCCUCGACGGGGACUCUGGGGGAGAAAACACAUUAAUCACUGCCCCGGGCAUCGACCUCCCCGACUGCGCCGACAUCCUCAUGAGCACCAUGCACGACUUCUCGCUGGAAAGAAAAGUGCUUUACUGGGUCGAGGUGGCCUCUCAGCAGCAAACCUCCCGGCAUCGGGUCACCUCCGAAGUUGUCCCCACGGCUCCGCCAUGCUGGCUGCUGCUGGUGGACCCUGCCGACCGCUACGGGGGGAGAGCGCGGGAUGGGGGGCUGCGGCGCUGCAUCAGCCUCAGCGCUGCCAACAGCAGAGACACCUUGUCCGACACCGAGAGCGAGACGUGGCACUCGGAGGAGGAUGAGUACUCGGAGGAUGAUGAGUACUCCUCGACCUCCUGGGAAGAGAACGACAAGGAGGAAAAAGUUUCCAGGAGGAGAAACUCUGGGAGAGCUGAGCCUCCACAUCCCAGCUUUUACCAGACCCGACCAAAGACAUCGCCCGGCUUGCUGGAGCCCUCACCGGAGAAUGACAACCACAACCCAGCCAGUCCAGAUGCAAGCAAGCAGAGAAGAUCCAUGGUGAUAUUUAACAACGUGAAGAAUGAGCUGGAAGUGGCCAGGAGGAAGCUGGCUGCUUUGGUGAAUCCUUUGAACAGAGCCGCUGCAGAGAGCAGAGGGGUCCCGGUGCCACGGCCGCUCCCCCAGGCCCCCCGCACCAGCCGCAGCGUCAAGUACGGGCCAGCCCCGGACGUGUCCCAGCUGGGGACCUUGGAGCCAGCUCCUCCGGCCGUGGCCACGCCGAUCCCUCCGAUCAAACAGCAUAAGCCCACGGUGCCGUCCCUGAGCCCCUACGCCUGCCUUCCCCCUGCCUCCACGCCUGCGCGACCUCUCAGUUCCCACAGAUCCCAGCAGGAUUCGGCGGCUGACCUGCUCUCAGCGCUGAGCCAAGAGGAGCGAGACCUCAUCGAGCCCGUCAUAGCCUUGGGCUACCCCACCCGCAAAGCCAUCCUCACCCUCCAGAAGACUGGAAGGCAAAGUUUAAGUCAGUUCCUGAGCUACCUGGGUGCCUGUGACCGGCUGCUGAAGCAGGGCUACGAGGAAGGGCAGGUGGAGGAGGCCAUGGAAAUGUUCCAAUACUCAGAGAAAAAGGCAGCUGAAUUCUUACAUUUGUUAGCUCAGUUUAACGACAUGGGUUUUCAGCAAAACAAAAUCAAAGAAGUUCUUUUGCUUUGUGGGAAUCAGAGGGAGAAGGCGCUGGAAGAGCUCGUGAUGAAGACCCAGUGACCAGCAUCCUGGACCCCAGUCACAGCUUCCCCCCUCCAGACCGGACCACCGAAGGACUCGGGUGGGUCAGCACGCGCUUCCCCUUCUGCUGCUCCGUCCCCACCCCGAGCAGCACGGCUCAGCGGGCACAAACCUUCAAAGCACCGGCUUGGUGUCUCAUCUUAUUUCAUGGACAUCCAUCAUAACUGUGUGUGUCACUGUUCUAAGGCAAAGGCUUUAUAGCAGGAGCGUUUAUCUCUUCACCCACACAUCUCCACCCUUGUUCAUGUCAGCUGUUCAGAUGCAAUAAGAUCCAAACCGCCUGCGGCUUAGAUUUUGCAAAACCCAAACCACAGUUUUCUCCCUCCACCUGGGGUGAUGGGUGUCGCGUUUUCAGCUACAGUCAAAUGUGGAUUCUUAAAAGAUUAUAUAAAUCAACAGAAGAAAUUGUUUUCAUAAAAGCUGAAGGCUCCUGCAGAAACAUUUGUCGGUCCUUGCUUUGGAAGAGUCUCAGCUGACUUAGUCAUGGUUGACUAUUGUAAUUGAGAUCCAGUCCGAUCGCAUUAGCUUCUCCUCUUAAAUCAGAAACUUGAGAAAAAUACACAUUUCAAUGCAGAUAAUAAAAGAAAGCAGGCUGCCCUUGCUCUAGAAAUACAUGAAGUUUAUCCAGUGCAAUGAAAAAUGGUUUAUGCAAGGGUUUGAGCUCGGGGAAUUUCAUGAAAUCACAACAGAGAGGCGGGGAACGGCUCGGCUGCCCGUGUGCUCUGCCUAAAACAGGAAUAAUCAGGGGGUGCUUCCCUAAACUGUGGGGACAGUGGCUCCAAGUGAAGUUAAUAUCAGGAUCAGGAAAAUCUGGAUGCCUGGGAGAAUUUUUGUAUGUAACUGAAGGACGGAGAAUGGGAGAUUUGGAUCACCUUACAGGAUGUGUCUCUUGGCUUGGCAGUGGAACAGUGGACAGUGUUUUCACAUAAAAGUAUAUUAUUUUCCCGCGAAUUAGAUACAGAUGUAAUUUCUUUGAGUAAAGAUGGUUGGAGGGCUUCUUCUGAAA